Talaromyces stipitatus ATCC 10500 is the source of this 2262-nucleotide messenger RNA. RefSeq names its product cytochrome P450 alkane hydroxylase, putative. The record is from RefSeq and is a predicted model, not a curated record. Bases 56 to 1624 code for a protein of 522 amino acids. The transcript is spliced from 2 exons. NCBI's taxonomy places the organism in Eukaryota, Fungi, Ascomycota, Eurotiomycetes, Eurotiales, Trichocomaceae. Gene Ontology annotation, molecular function: iron ion binding; oxidoreductase activity, acting on paired donors, with incorporation or reduction of molecular oxygen, reduced flavin or flavoprotein as one donor, and incorporation of one atom of oxygen; heme binding.
AUCUGAUACACAGCUAUAUAUAAAUUUUAUUUUCUCUCAACACAUUAAGAGGAAAAUGACUAUCCCACCCUGGCAACUCUUCCUCGGCUUCAUCGCAACAUCAAUCGCAUACUCAAUCCUCUCCUCAAUUUACAAAAACAUCAAAAACCGGCGCAAUGCCGCCGCACGAAGAUGUCAACCCCCCAACAAAAUCCCAACGGGGCUCCUCGGUAUCAGUCGCUAUAGAGAGAUCAUAAAAUACGCCAGUGAAUAUAGGUCACUAGAUUUAAUGGAGAAAACUCAUCACGAGGGCGGGAACACAUUCGAGCAAGUUGUGCUGGGCACAAAGACAAUCGUGACCAUUGAGCCGGACAAUAUAAAAGCGCUUCUGGCAACGCAAUUUAAUGAUUUCGGCCUCGGUCGGAGACGGAAUGUCUUUAGCCCGUUUUUAGGGGAUGGUAUAUUCACGCUUGAUGAUGCUGGAUGGUCCCAUUCACGAGCGAUGUUGAGACCACAGUUUUCGAGGGAUCAGGUUGCUGAUGUGGGCAUGUUGGGUGAUCAUGUUAAUCAAUUGAUUUCCUUGAUGCCGGGCGACGGCACACCCUUUGAUAUUCAGGAAUACUUCUUCAGACUUACUCUUGAUACUGCGACGGAAUUCCUGUUUGGCGAGUCAACCAAUUGUCUACUUGAGAAUCAGAACGUCCAGAAGAAAUCCGCGCUGUCAUCCAUCGGCGGCGAACAAGGAUUUGCGUAUGCUUUCAAUCGGUCGCAGGAUUAUGUGGUGCAGAGAGCUCGAGCACAGGAUUUGUACUGGCUUGUCACCUCUGCCGAGGAUCGCAGGAAUUGCAAGCUUGUGCAUAACGUCGUUGACCACUACGUCGAUACGGCUCUGGCUCGAUACAACAGUGCCGGAGGUGAUCAGGAGAAAUUUAUUGGCAGUCCAAAUUCCGAUCGAUAUGUUUUCCUCAACGCUAUGGUUCGCGAGACGCAGGAUCGACGAGCUCUUCGAGACCAGAUGCUUAAUAUCCUCCUAGCUGGACGGGACACAACUGCAAGUUUAUUGAGUUCGUCGUUUUAUUAUCUUGCUCGACACCCUCGUAUAUGGCAACGACUACGCGAAGAGAUUCUUGCGAAAUUCCCACCCACCGAAUCCGCGGAAUCAAUCACAAUCGCCCGUCUGCGAGAAGUGAAAUAUUUGAAAUAUUUCCUCAACGAAACUCUCCGUCUUCUUCCACCCGUACCCGUUAAUGGCAGAUUUGCGAAGCACGAUACUACUAUCCCCGUUGGCGGUGGUCCUGACGGGAAAUCCCCCGUUUUUGUCCCCAAGGGAGUUGAAGUACUGUAUCAGGUUACGCUUAUGCAUCGACGAAAGGAUCUUUGGGGUGAGGAUGCGGAAGAGUUCCGUCCUGAGCGAUGGGAAGAGAAUGGUCGACAUGGAUGGGAAUAUUUACCUUUUAAUGGUGGACCAAGGAUCUGCUUGGGUCAACAAUACGCUUUGACAGAAGCAAGCUAUGUCCUUGUGCGGCUCUUGCAACGAUUUGAUCAUGUUGUUAAUGAGCAGCCAGAGAUUACGAGGCCGGCGAUGAAGUUCUCCUUGACUGCGUCUCAUGCGUAUGGAGUCAAGGUUGGUCUGUAUGCUGCAUGAUGACAUGACCGUUGGGUUUCAUAAUAUGGAUUAUUCAGAUAUGCUUACAUAGGUGCAUAUAAGGUUUAAUUAGGGGGCGUCAAUGAUAUACUCUCAAUCACAUUCUUCUAGACAUAUUCAAGGCUGGGCCUCAUAACAGUCCAAUCAAGCCCAAUUACCUAAUUCAACUUACAAACGACCAAUGUAUGACCCGUUAAGUACCUUUUCAAACACCAGGCCGAUACGAAACAAUCUUGCCAAACGUAUCCGCCAUCCCCCAAAUCCCCCUCCUCAAACACUCCAACUGCACAAUCUGCGAAUGAUCCACAAACACAUUAACAUCAACCCCAAACUCCCUCACGUACCAAUUAUAAACUUUGGGAUCCGCAGCCUCAAACAUGACUCUUUCAGCAGGUAACUCCUUCAUAAUCUUACUCACAACAUCGGUUCGCCAUGAUUUCACAUUCUCGGUUAUACCCUCGGAUUCGAUCAUGAGUCGUUCGACGCCAGCGUCAAGGAAUUUCUGGCCUAGGGUUAUGAGUUUUCCGGGGUCGGAGGUACCGAUUGCUUCUAGUUCGCCGGCGCCUGUGUCACCGCCGGCUCCGAAUUGGAUGCCUAAUUCGGGUUUUGCGAUUAGGUUGUGCGAGUGCACUUUGUCG